This is a messenger RNA of Talaromyces atroroseus, 891 nucleotides long. RefSeq lists its product as hypothetical. Gene Ontology annotation, biological process: mycotoxin biosynthetic process. NCBI's taxonomy places the organism in Eukaryota, Fungi, Ascomycota, Eurotiomycetes, Eurotiales, Trichocomaceae. The record is from RefSeq and is a predicted model, not a curated record. The transcript is spliced from 5 exons. Bases 1 to 891 code for a protein of 296 amino acids.
AUGCCUGCCGAUCUGCAACAGCAGUAUAGCUUGCUUACUCAAGAAGGAGAAGCACAAGACGAGCACAACAGCAUCGAGAACCCAAGAAGUAGCUCUACAUAUGAAAUUCCCUUGGGGCCAUUUCUUCAGAAACACCCAGCCUGGACGAGGCUUACAAAGUUGGCCCUUAUCCAGGUCGGCAUUUUGGUAGUCUAUACAGUUCUUUUGUGCGCUAUUGGGAUUUUUAUAUUCCCAGAAAUCUUUCACCAGUCACGCAACCCGUACGAUUUGAAGUAUAAUGCACUGAAUGAUGCAUACCGCUACCAGGUUCGAGAGGUGGAUUACAAUUUCAACACCACGAACCCCUUCAAUGGCGCGCCUAUCGCAGACAUUGAGGAGGAGUGGACAUAUCUGAUGAAUGGAGCACACACUUUACGGGUACCGGAGGCCGACAUGAAAAAAAUGAACAUGACAUCUAUUCAGGUGAAUGAUGGUUCCGGGGAUUACCUUGCUGUGCCUAUUGGCUAUCACAUGCUUCACUGCUUAUACAACAUCUAUCGCUAUGCGCACCCUGAGUUCUACGGCGAAGACGAGGGUGGGCCGGCGUGGAUAAUGAAGCACACAGAUCAUUGUGUCGACAAUCUGCGACAGUUCGUUCAAUGCCACGUUGGUACAGGGUUUGAGACCUACAAAUGGCUCGAUACACGCAAGAUCCCUUGGCCUGUGGUGAGCACGGAGGAAGUCUGUGUCGACUGGACGCACUUUGAUGGAUGGGUCCGCGAGCGAGGCAUCCCUGCUAAGGACAUGGCAACGUGGCGAGAUGGAGCUCUGGUUAGCCAUCCGAAGUACGGUCCGGUCUAUGGGGAGGAUUACUAUAAUCGCACACUGCCAGGGCCAGAUCAUCCACAUUGA